AUGGCUCACCAGAGGUCCUCGUGCCCUUCGUUAUGCGAAGAGUCAGGAGUUCACAGCCUCUUGCCUCGGGCUCCUGUCCCCCCAGAGCUCAACCCGCAGCUGCACACUGAGCUACCUGUGCUCAGUGUGUUCCUCGACAACCACUGGUAUGACCCCGCCGGCAGAGAAGGCAGCUGGAGGCGUUCCUGUGCCAGCAAGAAAAGAACAUCUGAGAGCGACUCCUUCAGCGAGGCACUAUACACCAAGCGCAGGGCGCACACACGCGUCUCUUACUUUGCCGCUCCGAAAUCCCAAGUUUCACCCAAAGGCGAGGGAGCGGGACAGCUGCGCGGCGGGCGGGAGAGGCAGCCGGGGGCGUCGCUGUCCGCCCGCACCGCCCUUCCCACCCGGAGCCGGGGCACACGUUUCUCCGUCGGAGCCCCCCGGCACCCGCCGGCGGGGCGGGGCCGGGAACAAAGCCCGGCUCCGUGCCACCCUCCCCGCUCCGUCCCGCCAUUCCCGGCCGGCCUGGCCCGUUCCCAGCGCUGCCAUCCCCCGCGGCGGAGGCUGCCCCGGCGGCUGCGCGGACCCGCUGCCGCGGGGGGCGGCCGGGGCCGGCCGGGCGGGUGCGGACGAGGGGCGGGGCGGGACGAGCCCGGCGGCGGCCGCCGCUUUCCGCUCGGCCCGCGGGGCCGUGCGAGCGCCGCGCCCAUCCCGAGAGCUCCGGGGGCCGCCGGCUGCGAAGGCUGGGCACGCACGGGCGGGGCCGCAGCCAGGGAGAAAGAGGCGGAAGAGGGCGGGAGAAGACGGGGCGCGGGCCGCGGAGGGGCUGGGGGAGCCUUCGUGUCCCUGAGGCAACAGGGCCGGAGCCCGGCGGGGGGCCGGCCGCCAGGUGCCGACCGCACGCAGCACCGCCGGCCCCUCCUCACCUCUGUCCUGCGCGUCCCUCCGCGGUGGCGGCGGGUAGGGCCGCCCGGCCACACGCUGCCCUCCCUUCCUUCCCCUCCCUCCCUCCCGUCCCCGCCGUAA
Molecule: messenger RNA, 1008 nt
Organism: Pipra filicauda (Wire-tailed manakin)
Lineage: Eukaryota; Metazoa; Chordata; Aves; Passeriformes; Pipridae
Product: translation initiation factor IF-2-like
Exons: 3
Coding region: 1-1008 (335 amino acids)
Source: RefSeq, a predicted model, not a curated record